This is a messenger RNA of Closterium sp. Naga37s-1, 1566 nucleotides long. The record is from the annotation of a GenBank genome assembly. NCBI's taxonomy places the organism in Eukaryota, Viridiplantae, Streptophyta, Zygnematophyceae, Desmidiales, Closteriaceae.
AUGGGCGACACACUUAAAGACGUCAAGGCUCUGAUGGAAAAAUUGGCCAGCGCUUACAAUCGGGAUGACAUCUCAACCUGCGCGUCGCUUGUUUCGCAACUCAAGCUGAAGCUAACAUUGCUGCCAUCUCUACCCCCGCUGUACCAGCAGUCGCCCACGGCUCAGGAAGAGCUCCUUCUUGCACGCGAUGUGAUGGAGCACGCGGUGCUACUGAGCGUAAAGCAAAAGGACGAGGCUCUCUUUGAGCGCAACUACCUGCAGCUACGCACCUACUACACUGACACCAGGAGCAUCCUCCCUGCUUCUGAGAACGAGCCUGUCAUUUUGGGCCUGAACCUGCUGCGCCUGCUGGUAGCGAAUCGCAUUGCAGAGUUCCACACUGAACUGGAGCUCUUGCCAGAGGGCCUGGACGAGAAUCCGUGUGUGAAGACAGCAGUGCAGCUGGAGCAGGCACUCAUGGAGGGGGCGUAUGCACGUGUGCUCACCACACGUCAUGCGGCGCCGCACUCACUCUUUGCCCACUUCCUUGACCUGCUCAUGCGGACUGUCAGAGAUGAGAUAGCUGGGUGCAGUGAGAAGGCAUACGAAUCCCUUGAAAUCAAGGAUGCAUGCCAACUGCUCAUGUUCACCAAUGAAGCAGAGCUGAAGCCCUAUGCUGAACAGCACAACUGGGAGGUGCGUGAUGGUUCUGUAUACUUUCAGCGCCCACAGCAGCAGCAACCACGUGAUAGAAUGCCAUCCAUGCAGCUUGUACCGAACACCGCGUCUGAUGAUGACCUAAAGAAGGCGUAUAGAAAGUUGGCGAUGAAAUGGCAUCCAGACAAAAAUCCCACCUGCAAGACAGAAGCGGAGGCGAAAUUUAAGGAGAUCUCUGAAGCGUACGAGGUACUCAGUGAUGGUCAGAAGAGAGCAGUGUACGAUCAAUACGGGGAGGAGGGACUUAAAGGACAAGUACCGCGUCAAGGAACUCCAAGUCAGCCAGGAACUUCACACGGCCCAACUUCCAGCACCCCGAAUCCUCAUGGCACCCCGAAUCCUCACGUUAAUAAGUUUAAUCCGCGGAGCGCGGAAGACAUUUUUGCAGAGUUCUUUGGCAAGAACCCAUUCAUGUCAGAAAGCAGUAGCUUCAGAGGCUCAAAGUCUGGUUCCUCGUUCCCUGGCGACCAUUACGGAUCCCCAGUGCAAGAACCGGCGGUGGUGCAUGGUCAUUACGUGGAUCCCAACUCCCCCGCACCUAAGAAAGGUGCACCUGUAGAGAACCGGCUGGUUUGCUCCUUGGAAGAGCUUUACUCGGGCUCGACGAGGAAAAUGAAGAUCUCUCGAAAUAUUGUUGACACUGCUGGGAAAAUCACCCCAGUGGAGGAAAUACUGACUAUCAACGUGAAACCAGGAUGGAAAAAGGGGACCAGGAUUACGUUCCCUGAGAAAGGGAAUGAGCAGCCAGGUCUAGUUCCUGCGGACCUGGUUUUUGUCAUAGAGGAGAAGCAGCAUGAGUUCUUCAAGCGGGAGGGCAUUGAUCUUGGAGGGGAUGCCAGGGAAGGAGUUGGGAAAGCGUGGCAACCUUAG